Messenger RNA from Lasiodiplodia theobromae, 2901 nucleotides. RefSeq names its product Vacuolar protein sorting protein. Gene Ontology annotation, molecular function: protein-macromolecule adaptor activity. Gene Ontology annotation, biological process: intracellular protein transport; organelle fusion; vesicle-mediated transport. Gene Ontology annotation, cellular component: HOPS complex; endosome. The record is from RefSeq and is a predicted model, not a curated record. The transcript is spliced from 4 exons. Lineage: Eukaryota; Fungi; Ascomycota; Dothideomycetes; Botryosphaeriales; Botryosphaeriaceae. Bases 1 to 2901 code for a protein of 966 amino acids.
AUGGCCUUCGAACCCUCUAGCGGCUAUGUCGCAUCCAACAGCCUGAAUGACCUCAAUGACGCCUCGCUGCCCAUCUUCAACGUCGAGCUCGUCAACCUCAAGUUCGACCGGCCCUCCGACUUCGUGGCUGCCGAGGUCGCCAACAACGUGCUGAUCCUAGCCUUCGAGACCGGCCGCAUCCUCCGUUUCGACCUCGACAGCCCCGAGGACAUUGACGAUGUUGACCUCCCCAAGAGACCCUCGGAGAUCGGCGUCAUCCGCCGCAUGUUUCUUGACCCGACCGCCUCCCACUUGAUCAUCACCACCACCCUCGCCGAGAACUACUACCUCCACACCCAGAGCCGCCAGCCCAAGGCCUUGUCGAGGCUGAAGGGCGUCCCCAUCGAGAGCGUUUCAUGGAACCCCUCCGAGCCCACGGCCUCUACCCGCGAGAUCCUCAUCGGUGCCUCCGACGGCACCGUCUACGAAGUCUACAUUGAGCCCUCGGCCGAAUUCUACCGCCGUGAGGAGAGAUACCUGAAGGCAGUCUACAAGGCCGACGCUCCCGUUGUCGGUCUGUGGACUGAUGCCAUUCCGGGGAGGCCCGACGUGCGAAGGGUUCUGGUUGCCACGCCGUCGGAUAUGCAGCACUUCGUAGGCAAGGUCGGAAGACACGGCCGUGAGGGCAGCGGGUCCAUCUAUGCCCGUCUUUUUGAGUCCGAGGUCCCCACUCCGUAUGAGCUGAACGGCGGGUCUCGCCCCGGCCCAUCUAUGCUUGCUGUGUCACCAGAUACCCAGGAAGUAGCCUCGUCCACCGCUACCGAGAACGAACGAGCCUUCGCAUGGCUAAACUCCCAUGGCGUCGUGCAUGGCAAGCUUCUCACCAACGCCGACUCUUCGAAUCUAGGGAACAUGGUUAUCCAGGGAUCCAAGAUGUUUCCCAGGUCUAAAAUUCCCCCUUCUCAAACCGCGGGCGGCCGACCAAGGGCGAUUCAAGACCCUGCGAGUUCAAUGAUUCUGAGCCACUGGCACAUCAUUCAACUGGUAGAAGGUCGCGUUGUUUGCACCAACAGGCUGAAUGAUACCAUUGUUUAUGAUCAGGCUGUGCUCGAGCCUGGUGAAACCGCGUUGGAUCUGGUCGCUGACCAGAAAAAGAGCACCUUCUGGCUGUUUACCAAACAGGAAGUCUUUGAGAUCAGUGUGUACGAUGAGAGCCGCGACGUGUGGAAGAUUCUCUUGAACCAACAACAGUUUGAUGCUGCUUCCCAGUUUGCGAAAACUCCGUCCCAGAAGGAUGCUGUUGCUACCGCUUCAGGAGACUAUCUUGUCAAGAAAGGCCAGUUUCUGGAGGCUGCUAGUGUCUACGGACGAAGUACCAAACCAUUUGAGCAGGUCGCUCUGACUUUCAUCGACCAUGGUGAACAGGAUGCAUUGCGCAAAUAUCUUACAACCAAACUUUCUACCAUCAAGAAAUCUGCCACCAUGCAGCGCAUCCUACUUGCUACUUGGCUAGUCGAGAUUUAUAUAUCCAAACUCAACGCGUUGGAUGAUACCAUUGGCACCAAGGCUGAGCUGUCCGAGAGCAUGAAUGCCCGGGAUACUGAAGACCAACUAUCACUCACUCGGAGAGAGUUUCAGGACUUUGUUUCGAAGCACAAGUCCGACCUUGACAGGAAGACUGUGUAUGAAAUUAUCAGCAGCCACGGCAGAGAGGAGGAACUGCUCUACUUCGCCACCGUUGUGAACGACUACAAUUACGUCCUGGCUUACUGGGUCCAAAGGGAACGCUGGACUGAGUCUUUGGAUGUCCUGAAGAAGCAGACCGACCCUGAAAUCUUCUAUAAAUACAGCUCUGUCCUGAUGGCGAACGUGUCGGUCCAGUUUGUUGAGAUCCUUAUGCGGCAGGUGAACCUGGAUGCCAGAAAGCUGAUACCUGCUCUUCUCAACUACAACAAGCUUGUGCAGGCGUCUUUGUCUCAGGCAACUGUCCGCUAUCUCCAGUUCGAGAUCAAUCAACACCAUUCCACGGACGCCGCGGUGCAUAACACGUUAAUCUCUAUUUACGCCUCUCACCCAUCGAGGGACGAAUCUGCAUUGCUUCAAUACCUCGAGGCCCAGUCGUAUGCGCAGGAACAGAACUACGACGCUGAUUUUGCCCUUCGCCUCUGCAUUCAGCACAAGCGUGUACAAAGCUGCGUUCACAUCUACAGUUCCAUGUCACAAUACGUCCAGGCAGUGGAGCUCGCGUUGAAGUACGACGAGAUCGACCUCGCCAGUUCCGUCGCCGACCGGCCUGAGUCGGAUCCGGCACUGCGCAAGAAGCUCUGGCUGGCAGUGGCGAAGAAGGUGAUCUCGCAGAGCACAGGCAUCAAGCCAGCCAUCGAGUUCCUCCGGCGGUCGGACCUGCUGCGGAUCGAAGACUUGAUCCCCUUCUUCCCGGACUUUGUCGUCAUCGACGACUUCAAGGAGGAGAUUUGCGCGGCGCUGGAAGAGUAUAGCCGGCAGAUCGACGCGCUGAAGCGCGAGAUGGACGAGAGCACGCAGACGGCCGAACACAUCAAGCGCGACAUCAAGCAGCUGGAGUCGCGCUACGCCAUCGUCGAGCCGGGCGAGAAGUGCUACAUUUGCCGGCUUCCGCUGCUGGCAAGGCAGUUCUUCGUUUUCCCUUGCCAACACGCGUUUCAUUCCGAGUGUUUGGGCAAGAAGGUCGUGGAGCAGUCGGGCAGGAGCAAGGCGAACAGGAUCAGCAAGUUGCAGACGGAGGUGAUGAAGGGCGUGAGCACGGGUGCGAGUAGAGAGAGGGCGGCGAGGGAGCUGGAUGAGCUGGUUGCAGCAGCUUGUAUUUUGUGCAGCGAAUUGGCUGUCAAGCAGAUUGACGAACCGUUUGUGCCGAUGAACGAGACUAAUGAAUGGGCGCUGUAA